AUGUGGGGCCGCAUGUGCAGCUCCAGACGCGGCUCCGGGAGCAUAUCCGGUGGCGGCAGCGACCCCGAGCGCGAGCGGCGCGUCCGGUCGGACAGCGCGAGGAAGUGGACCAACCGCGGCCUCUCGCCGUCGCCGAGCUUCCGCGUCCGGGAGACGGACGAAUACAACCGUCGGCACGGCCGUACGCCGUCCUCGGCCGCGGGCGGCGAGAUCUUCAGGGAGUGGUCGGAGGAGCUGGAGGAGACCGAGUUCGUCCCCGUCAAGCAGGAGCCCGAGGAGCUCGGCAACCGCGGAGUCAUCGGGCCGGAGGACUUCGUUGUCGAUGUCGACGCGGUCGCGGCAGCCAUUGCCGAGUGGAGCUUGCGUGAGGAGGCGGAGCGUUGGUGCCACCAUGAGGAGCUCGAAGACCUCGUGUUCCAGCAGGCGUUCGCGGCCAACCUCGCCGCCAAGGAGAAGGACGACGAGUGGCGGCGCAAUCCGCGAGGAGCAGAGGGAGAAGUACAUCGACCUUGGCAGCUCCGUCGAGGAGGAUUGAGCUCCUCCACGGCGUCGUCCAUGGCCGCGAGCUCGCCGUCUCUUGUGUGCGCGCACGGGUCGAUCCGGACGACCAGCUCCUCAUGGUUGUCCUCCACCGCUUGCUCACCACGGCGGAGACCAACACGCAGCGUCUCCAUCGCAAGAAAGGCGCUCCGGCUCGCCAUCGAGCUGUCAGAGCGCGAGGCGGUGGAGGAUGUGGCGGCCAAAGCCAAGGCCGCCCGGCUGGUGAAGGAGCAGGCGCACGUGGUCCGUCGGAUGGCCGGCAUCAUCACCUCCUCCGACGUCUUCGAUGGGUGUGACGACGAUGACUUUGUUCCUCCCGCUGUCGAUGACUACACAGAGAGAUACAGCCGCACCGGCGACCGCAAGAGGAAGGAUCCAACAUGGAAUGGUGAUUUCCUCCGCCCUUCUUUGUAUCUGUUUACCUUUAGUUUUUUAUUACAAAUCUAA
Messenger RNA from Aegilops tauschii subsp. strangulata, 987 nucleotides. NCBI's taxonomy places the organism in Eukaryota, Viridiplantae, Streptophyta, Magnoliopsida, Poales, Poaceae. The record is from RefSeq and is a predicted model, not a curated record.